Molecule: messenger RNA, 576 nt
Organism: Symbiodinium sp. CCMP2456
Lineage: Eukaryota; Dinophyceae; Suessiales; Symbiodiniaceae
Source: the annotation of a GenBank genome assembly
AUGAGUGCCUCCACUGCGCAUCGAGAUGAGGUGGUCGAGGCGGCGAUUGGCGCGUUGAAUGAAUUCGCAGCAAUGUUGCUGAAAUCUGGUAUCAGCAAACAGCAGCAUCGCAGUAUCCUGGCGAUUGCCUGGGAGACCGCCCGCAGUGGGGAUGCCUUGCUGGGCCUGGAGGAGCAUGCCGCGGCUGCGCUUACGACGGAGGUUCACAUGUCAACUGACUUUAAUGACCUCCUGCUCAAGGUCAAAGGUGAGAGAGCCUUGCGAACUUGGGAAGACGCCUUUGUCUUGCGACCUCCGCUCAUCAGUUGGGUGGGAGGUAGUGGGUACGUGAUACGUGCGAUCGAAGCUGCCGUUGCGGGAGUGCCCCACUUCCAGACCAAGUCUCGCUCGCCGGGAGUGAGGCCCUGGGAGUGGAUCCGGUGGCGAGUGGAUGCAUGCGCACGCGCAGCCUCUGCCACGGGACUGGACCCGAACAAGUGCGAGGCCUUGCGAAACAUCGGCGCUGCCCUCCUGGAGCCGUACAGGUUGGAGUUCGAGAGGGUGGAGAAGCAGCAUGUCGAGGCGCAGUCCGCCUGA